AUGAGCCGGCAAUCCUACAGUAUGAGAACCGGAGGUGGGGGCAAGGGCUUCAGCACAGGCUCUGCUAUCAUUACAAGUGGAAACAGACCCAGCUUUAGCUCGGCCUCUGUUGGAAGAGCUGGAGGAGGUGGAGGAGGCUUUGGAAGACUUGGUGGAGGGGGUGCAGGCGGCAGCGGUGGCUUUGGCACUAGGAGCCUCUAUAGUCUUGGUGGUACCAAGAGAAUUUCCCUCGGUGUUGGCAGUAACCUACGGAGUGGAUUUGGCACUGGAACUGGGGGAGGUCUAGGUUUCAGCAGUGGAGGCGGUGGGGGGGUUGGCUUUGGUGGGGGAGCUGGUGGUGGCGGUGGUGGGCUUUUUCUCAGUGGAGGAGGUGGUGGAUAUGGUGGUGGAUAUGGCUUUGGUCCUGGGUUCGGCAGUGGCACACCUUGUAUUGGUACCAUCCAAGAAGUGACCAUCAACCAGAGCCUUCUCACACCCCUGAACUUGGAGAUUGACCCCAACAUUCAGCAGGUGCGAAAAGAGGAGAAGGAGCAGAUCAAGACCCUCAACAACAAAUUUGCUAGUUUCAUUGACAAGGUCCGGUUCCUGGAGCAGCAGAACAAGGUGCUGGAGACCAAGUGGGCCUUGCUGAAUGACCAGGGUCAGAAAUCCAGUUCGAGCAAAAACAACAUGGAUCCUCUCUUUGAGGCUUAUAUCAGCAACCUGAAAAAGCAGCUAAACAGCUUUUUAAAUGAGAGGGGGCGUCUGGAUGGCGAGCUGAAGAAUAUGCAGGACCUUGUGGAAGACUUUAAGAACAAAUAUGAAGAUGAAAUCAACCGGCGCACAACGGCGGAGAAUGAGUUUGUGGUCCUCAAGAAGGAUGUGGAUGCUGCCUACAUGAACAAGGUAGAGCUGGAGGCCAAGGUGGACGCCCUCAUGGAUGAGCUCAACUUUCUCCGAGCUCUCUACGAUGCGGAACUGGCCCAGCUGUCAGCACAGAUGUCUGACACCUCUGUCAUUCUGUCAAUGGAUAAUAACCGAGACCUGGACCUCAGCAGCAUCAUCACUGAAGUCAAAGCUCAGUAUGAGGACAUUGCUAACCGGAGCCGAGCGGAAGCUGAGGCAUGGUAUCAGACGAAGUUUGAGGAGCUGCAGGCCACCGCCGGGAAGCAUGGAGAUGACCUGCGUAACACAAAGGGAGAAAUCUCAGAGCUCACCCGGCUGAUCCAGAGGAUACGGGCGGAGAUUGAAAAUGCAAGGAACCAGUGUGCCAACCUGCAGACAGCCAUUGCAGACUCAGAGGAGCGCGGAGAGCUGGCCCUCAAGGAUGCCAAGCUCAAACUGGCCGAGUUGGAGGAUGCUCUGCAGAAGGCCAAGGCAGAUAUGACCCGCCAGCUGCGGGAAUACCAGGAGCUGAUGAACGUCAAGCUGGCGCUGGAUAUUGAGAUCGCCACCUACCGGAAGCUGCUGGAGGGCGAGGAGAGCAGGCUGAGUGGUGACAGUGUUGUGCCCGUCAGCUACUCUGUGGUCAGCUCCAGCCCGACAGUCAGCAGUGGAGGUGGACUGGGAGGAGGAUAUGGAGGACUUGGCCUAGGAGGUGGCGGAGGAAGCGGCUUUGGUCUUGGAGGUGGUGGAGGGUUCGGCUAUGGAAGCGGAGGUGGACUUGGCCUUGGAGGUGGAAGUGGCGGAGGUGGACUUGGCUUUGGAGGUGGAAGUGGCAUUGGCCUUGGAUAUGGAAGUGGCAGUGGGGCUGGAACCGCCCCAGGUGUGAAAAUUGUCUCCAAAACCUCUACCAGCAAAAAGAGCAUCAAAAGUCAGAGCUUGAAGAAUUUACCCCAGCCCGAGUAACGCGGGGCUCACAGUACUCCCGUGUGGGGAUGGCACUGCGCAGCACCCCACGACUGCUCCUGCGCUACUUCUUAAAAGUUUUGCUCCUAAAUCAGGGAAGCAAAGCUUGUGUUUUCUCAA
Molecule: messenger RNA, 1947 nt
Organism: Alligator mississippiensis (American alligator)
Lineage: Eukaryota; Metazoa; Chordata; Crocodylia; Alligatoridae
Product: keratin, type II cytoskeletal 5
Exons: 11
Coding region: 1-1827 (608 amino acids)
Biological process (GO): intermediate filament organization; keratinization
Cellular component (GO): keratin filament
Molecular function (GO): structural constituent of skin epidermis
Source: RefSeq, a predicted model, not a curated record